Messenger RNA from Paraphaeosphaeria sporulosa, 1740 nucleotides. RefSeq names its product MFS general substrate transporter. Bases 1 to 1740 code for a protein of 579 amino acids. The transcript is spliced from 6 exons. NCBI's taxonomy places the organism in Eukaryota, Fungi, Ascomycota, Dothideomycetes, Pleosporales, Didymosphaeriaceae. Gene Ontology annotation, molecular function: transmembrane transporter activity. Gene Ontology annotation, biological process: transmembrane transport. The record is from RefSeq and is a predicted model, not a curated record.
AUGAAUACCGAGUCUAUUCAAGUAUCAAAUGAUGGACUGGAGAAAUCAGAAACUCAUAAGGGGGAAAACAUUGGUUCGCAUGCGACGCGGGUUACCACCGAGGGAGCUGUUAUAGAUGAAGUUACCGGGGAGGAAGUUGAGCCCGUUGUUACUUUUAAGACAUGGAUUGUGGUAAUGAUCCUUUCUUGUGGUUAUGGACUGUCUUUCUGGCCUAUCCCGGUCAUGGCCAACAUUGGCGGCCUGAUUGCCACUUCCUUUGACCAGCCCACCUCCUACGUGUGGUAUAUCCCGGCAUGGACUAUCUCCAUUACUUGUUGUUUUAUGAUAUGCGGCGCGAACACUGAUCUCCUCGGUCGGCGCUGGUUCCUCGUAGGCGGCAAUCUUGUCUCGACCGUUGGGCAUAUUGUUGUCGCUACAGCCAAAGGACCACGCGCAGUCAUUGCGGGCAUGGCAAUAGCAGGGUUUGGCGGAGGCAACUGUCAAAUGGCAGCUUUCGCUCUGCCCGAGCUGCUGCCGAACAAGUGGCGACAUAUCGGCGUAGUGAUCGCAGACUUUACAACAGUGAUAGCGGUCAUUGUCGGACCCAUAUCCGGAUUGUACGGUUUUCACGAGGGUUCGUGGCAGUGGAACUUUGGAGUAGCUGCAAUCGCUCAAUUCCUUUCCUUCCUGGGCUUGUUGUUCAUGUAUUUUCCCCCGGCGCAUCCCUACGGUAUUCCCCCAAGACAGCUCCUCCGAGAGAUUGACUACGUUGGGAUGUUCUUGUUCGUUGCGGGCGCAGUGCCUGUCUUGGUGGGCAUCGUCUGGACCACUGUCUUUCCGUCAGAUGACGCUCACGUAGUAGCCGCACUGGUCAUCGGGUUCGCUUUCAUUGUGGCUUUUGCUCUUUGGGAGAUCUUUUCCAAGACCAAACAUCCGCUUACUCCUACAUACGUCUUCACGUCAUCCUGGGGUCGCGACUUUACAGCCCCUGCCAUCGCCCUGGCGGUCGUCAACAUGUUUUACUAUUCUAGUAGCAUCAUAUGGCCCACCAUCGUCAUCUCUUUCUACACGAACGGUGGGGUCAAUUGGCGCUACGCUAUGGCUCUAUCUUUACCACAAGGCACGGCUAUCACAUUUGGUGCGAUUCUGCUGUCAGUAUUUGGUUCCAAGAUCAAGCGCUGGCAUUGGCAGUUGACAGGCUCUGUGUUCGUCAUGGUGCUCUUCGGGUCUUUACUGGCGCUCGUUACACCGACGAACAAGGGAUUGAUGGUUGCGAUGGUGUUCUUGUCACAAACAGGCUAUGGCUGGGCGAUAUACCUGUCCAUUGCUGUAGCGCAGAUGGGUGUUGAGCAUAAGGAUCUGGGAUUGAGCGGAGGUAUUGCAGGCGUCUCUCGCUUUGCAGCUGGAUCAAUCGCCGCCGCAGUGUACACGACGAUUCUGUCCAACGAAACUACAAAGUCGAUAGCCAAGCUAGUUCCCGCCGCCGCAAUCGCCGCAGGCCUUCCAGUCUCGAGCAUUCCCGACCUUAUGAAGGUGGUGGGUACUCCGGCUCUGGCUAAGAACUUCAGUCCGGAAGUAGUAGCCGCCGUAGGUGCGGCGGUGGCACAAGCAACCGUCCAUGGACUCAGACUGGUGGCGUUCGCAUCUUUGGCCUUUGGUUGCGUAGGUAUUAUUGCUUGCUUGUGUUGCAAGGAUGUCGAUAAGAAGAUGAACAAUAAGGUUUGUACCCUGCAUCAUCAAGCGGGCGGUUAUGACGGCUAA